Messenger RNA from Nannospalax galili (Upper Galilee mountains blind mole rat), 4906 nucleotides. RefSeq names its product rhomboid like 3 (gene Rhbdl3). Gene Ontology annotation, molecular function: calcium ion binding; serine-type endopeptidase activity. The record is from RefSeq and is a predicted model, not a curated record. NCBI's taxonomy places the organism in Eukaryota, Metazoa, Chordata, Mammalia, Rodentia, Spalacidae. Gene Ontology annotation, cellular component: membrane. Bases 73 to 1287 code for a protein of 404 amino acids. The transcript has 9 exons.
GCCCCGGGAGCCGCGCGGCGGCUGCGGCGCAAAGUUAGCCCGGCGCCCCGGGACGAGCGCCGCAGCCGAGCCAUGGGCGAGCACCCCAGCCCCGGCCCCGCGGUGGCCGCCUGCGCCGAGGUGGAGCGCAUCGAGGAGCUGGAGCCCGAAGCCGAGGAGCGGCUGCCCGCGGCGCCGGAAGACCAUUGGAAAGUCCUGUUUGAAAAGUUUGACCCUGGGAGCACAGGCUACAUCAGCACAGGCAAGUUCCGAAGCCUCCUGGAGAGCCACAGCUCUAAGCUGGACCCGCACAAAAAGGAGGUGCUUCUGGCUCUUGCUGACAGCCAUGCGGAUGGACAGAUCUGCUACCAGGAUUUUGUCAACCUGAUGAGCAACAAGCGUUCCAACAGCUUCCGCCAGGCCAUCCUGCAGGGUAACCGCAGGCUGAGCAGCAAGGCCCUACUGGAGGAGAAGGGGCUGAGCCUCUCCCAGCGGCUCAUCCGCCAUGUGGCCUAUGAGACUCUGCCCCGAGAGAUUGAUCGCAAGUGGUACUACGACAGCUACACCUGCUGUCCCCCGCCCUGGUUCAUGAUCACAGUUACACUCCUGGAGGUUGCCUUUUUCCUAUACAAUGGGGUGUCGUUGGAUCAGUUUGUGCUUCAGGUGACCCAUCCUCGGUACCUGAAAAACUCUUUGGUUUACCACCCCCAGCUUCGAGCUCAGGCUUGGCGCUACCUGACAUACAUCUUCAUGCAUGCAGGGAUAGAACACCUGGGACUCAAUGUGGUGCUGCAACUGCUGGUGGGGGUGCCCUUGGAGAUGGUGCAUGGAGCUACUCGCAUCGGACUUGUCUACGUGGCUGGUGUUGUGGCAGGCUCCUUGGCUGUGUCUGUGGCUGACAUGACUGCACCUGUUGUGGGCUCUUCUGGAGGAGUGUAUGCUCUGGUCUCUGCCCAUCUAGCCAACAUCGUCAUGAACUGGUCAGGCAUGAAGUGCCAGUUCAAGCUGCUGCGGAUGGCUGUGGCCUUGAUCUGUAUGAGUAUGGAAUUUGGGCGGGCUGUGUGGCUCCGCUUCCACCCAUCAGCUUAUCCCCCGUGCCCCCACCCGAGUUUUGUGGCGCACUUGGGGGGCGUGGCUGUGGGUAUCACCCUGGGCGUGGUGGUUCUGAGGAACUUCGAGCAGAGGCUGCAGGACCAGUCGCUGUGGUGGAUUUUCGUGGCCAUGUACACCAUCUUCGUGCUGUUCGCUGUCUUCUGGAACAUCUUUGCUUACACCCUGCUGGACUUGAAGCUGCCACCGCCCCCCUAAGGGGCUAGAGGACUGAGGCAGGGAGUGGAGGAAGCAGCAGCAUCCAGAGCAAGUUCCUGUAUCUGUUUUCUCAUCAACAACUCAGUGAGGCCAGGGAGAACAGGGGUAGACUCUGGACCACUGGGUGUUUCUGUUAGAUUUGGGUGGCGAAGGCUCUUUAUGGAAGGAUAAGGGAGGAAGAAUGUGGCUGUUGUCAUUUUCUUAGACUAAAAACACCCUGGUCAAGGAGAAGGCCUGGGGUAGGGUGAGACCUGUGCCCUUCCUAGAGUCUUCUCACAUGGCUGAGCUUGUUCCAUGUGCUCCCCUCUCCCUGCCACAGACGGAGCUGUAGCCUGCUUCCUGGUCCUCUAAUGGAGAGACCCUGGGACACAGAAGUUCUGAGGGUAGCCACAGCCAGGCAGGCCUUCCCCUGCCCACAGGUAACUGCAAGUCAGGUUGUGUUCUCUCUGAAGCUCAGGAUAUGGAGCUCCGAGGGUGGACAUGUUGGCUCUGAUCUGGGGGAUCCCAGGGUACUCCCGGUCCCCAGUCUUCUCAGUGGGUGCGAUGGCAUAGUCUCUAGGGCUGGGGAGAGCAGAAAGAUGCCAUAACCUUCAGUCAUCAUGCCCUGGGGGACCUGUGAGAGGGACCCCUGCUAGGAGGAAAUGAACUUCAUCCAAGGUUCUCCCUAGGUAAGGCCCAGGUUGAGCUUUACACUUCUCCCUCCCUGUAGUCGGGGAUGCUGGCGUCUCACUCCUGCAUCCAUGUCCUACCUGAAAUUUAGGGGUUUUCUUCCCUUCUGCCCUGACCCUACUUUGUGCCUCUGCCGCCUCCUGUAGAAUAAUCUCUUUGGGGUGGAAGAGUGGCUAGGGCAGUGAUACCAAGGCCUUGCAUCCAUGUAAGUUGGUGGAGACAGCAGGCUAUAGUAAAAAGGAAUUCUGAUUUUGGUGAAAACUGCUCCAGAGAAGAGGUGCUGGGAGCUUGGAUGAGUAUCCAAGGAGAGAGCAGCCAUAGACUCAGAUGGUUAGAUCUAGAAAGAACUUGGAGAUAGUCCAGCUUCACUCACUCCCCUUUCACAGGGAAAGUGAGGUUGAGGGAGGACCUUGUACUGCCCAUAGCCUGGCAGCUCUAGGUGCCAGGACAGGAGUCUGGAGGAGAGGCCCCUCUCCCAGCAGGGCACCCACUGCCUCUGACCCUCCAGGAAGGGAAAGCAUAUUCAGGCUGGCACUGGGAACCCCAAGUGGAGGGUGUGAGGUGGAUGACCUUUAUAUUGCCUUUCGAACUCUCAACCUGAUUGCCUGUGAUGAAGAGCUGUAGACAUAUGAAGUGAGGGGCAGAGCUCAUGCAGGAGGGUGGGAACUGCCUUCCACCUGCCUAAUACCCAAUAGACCUCUGUUAUGGUACGGACCAAAGCUAGCCAGGCCACACAAUGGGGAAUUAGGCCAUUGCAGCUUCAUGUCCUGCUGAUUAUCUGGAAACCAUCAGGGUCUUCCUGACCAGGAACACACACACUCCACACUUGUUAGUCUAUGCUAAGCCCUCUCUCUCUGCCAGCCACUAACAAGAUUGUCCUGGUCCUCACACAUGGUUCCUAAGGCCCUGCUACACUUGUGUCAACACUGUGCCAAGACCUGUGAGGAUGUGGCUCUGUGAGCCCAGGACCAUGGCUGAUUUGUACCAGCCUGAAGCAUCUUGUCUGUGCCCUGCUUGGCUUUCUCUGCCCCAGUAACAGACAUGUAGGAGGAAGAGUCAGCUUCUUGGGAGGAGAGACUGAGGCUAUAGAACUUGGGCUGGGAAGGCUUGGGUAAGGAUUGAGGGAGCCUGGGCUUUGUUCCCUCUGUCAUGGGCUGCAGCGCUUGAGAGGGGUGUGCAGAGGUUGCUGAUGCCCUGCUGGAAAAAGGGCCUUCCCCUCUAGACUCCUGCUACCUCGUAUCUCUCAUAUGAGGGACUGCCACCCUUGUGCUUGUCAGGUAUGUCCUGGAAAAGGCUAAGCAAUGAACUAGAAGACUAGAAAGCCCUCAAGGAGUACCCAGUGCAGGGCUUCAGAUGAAAGUUUGCAGAGACAGGAUCCUGCCUUUUCUGUCAGCACACCCACCUCCACUGAAUAAGAACAAUAGAGUCACUUCACAGGGCCCACAAAGGUUCACAUCUUAGUGACAGGUCCCCUUUGCUCCUGGGUCCCCUCACCAUUCUAGCAACACUUCUCAUCUGGGUCUCCUCACACCUCUCUCUUCUUCCAGUGUGGUAGGCCACCAGUCAGAGUGCUGGGAUGUGGAGGGCAGAGUAAAUCUUCAUGCGAGUGGAUACAGGUCAGCCUCCAAGGCUGGGUGGGGAAUCCCCAAACAGCAGCCACAGACUCACUCACUCAUUAAACAGGAAGGGAAUCAUGAAAACCAAGGAAGGGAAAACAGGCCUUCAAAGGAGAAAUUUCACUCUAAUGACACCAUUCAUCACUCAUUUUUUAAUUAGGAAAAGCUCCCUAAUGAGGCUCUUUUGCCAGCUAAUGGGACUCUCAAUUUCCAUGUGAAUCAUUCUUGCCUAGAGGAUUAGGGGACACAUUGCUCACCAAACCCAGAUCUUCCUCUAGCAUCCAAUUCAGAGUGCAGAUAAUGCAGAUCGCCCGGUGCAGUGUGGUUCCCAGGGCUGGCUGCAAAGCACCAAAUCUCCUCUGCCUUAAAAACAGUGCCCAACAGUAAGCUGCCCCUGUGAGGACUUCAGUAAGUGAAAAACAAAACACUAGUCACAAUGUUGGUUUCUAAAUAUUUUUGUAUUGUGUAUAUUCUGUUUAUUUUUGUUGUAACAUAUUAUUUGAGCACAGAUUCCAUUAAAGAUUUUUUUUUUUAAGCUAUUGGUUAUUCCGGAAGUGACUUCAAGGGCUACCAUGGAGCCUGUUUUGUCUGACUGUGGGUCUGGGUCAUGGUGGGAGAUGAUGAACAGUGGUAGUGGUUUGAUGGUUUUGAAAAUAUAGAGGGGCACUGGUGGUUGGCACUAACUAGUCUUUCUAGUUUGUCGGUUUCUCCUUAACCUUCCCUGAGUGGUUGAUGAAAGCUGUGGUUGCUCUUCCCAUAAAAAUGCACCUAUGUAGAAAGUUACCUGGACAGUUUCAGAGGUGGGUGCUGGCAGAUAAGGAAAUUCAGCCCAAGUUUCAGGUCAAGAAACUCAGUGCCAGUGUCCCAUUGGGGCUGUUUCCCUUUCCACUUGUUCUUGAUGCUCAGAGGAUGGAGGAGAAAUGUUUGAAAUGCCCUAGAGACUUCUUUCGUCACUCCAAUAGUCUAGUCUUUGGGCCCCUCUAGGGCCAUCAAAGUCUUGAUCUUGAUGAUCAGGGCAUGGUCAAGUUCACACCCAGAAAAGGAAAUGGAAGCAGCAUAAAUGUCAAGCUGAAGUAUGGGUCUGGGGAGAUAUAACAACUGAGCUUUGCAGGGACGAGGCCUGGAAAGGUCAGCUGUGUCUCCACCUUCCCCAAAGAACCAGUAGCAUAGAUAGUUUUCCACUCACAGCUGUGAAAUGUGUUUGGGGACUGGUGCCCUGUUAAAUUCAGCAUGGGAGUUGGUUCCCAAAUGUUCUUUCACAUCAGAUUCCUGGGUCUUACUGAAAAAUAUUUCUGGGGAUGCAGAGAUGGCUCAGCAGUUAAGAAUAUUUACUG